Messenger RNA from Dovyalis caffra, 591 nucleotides. The record is from the annotation of a GenBank genome assembly. NCBI's taxonomy places the organism in Eukaryota, Viridiplantae, Streptophyta, Magnoliopsida, Malpighiales, Salicaceae.
AUGAGAUCUUUACACUUCAUUUCUCAAAUCCACAAAACCUUCAACCCUAAAAGAAACCCUAUUUUCACUCUCGAAUCCUCUAAUUUCACUCGCCGUUUCACAUCUCUCUCUCAAGAAUCAACUCCACCUCCGCAACCACCACCGCCAUCAUCACCUCCACCAUCAUCUGAUAGAGUCUCUUCAAUUGCUGAUGAACUCUCAAAAUUAACCCUUCUAGAGGUAUCAGAUUUAACUGAGGUUUUGCGUACUAAAUUGGAUGUUAAAGAGAUGCCAGUGAUGGCAGUGAUGAUGCCAGGCAUGGGGUUUAGCAUGGGAGCGGGGAUGAAGGGUGCUGGUGGUGGGGCAGCAGCAGCGAAGGCGGAGGAGAAGGUGGAGAAGACAGUGUUUGAUGUGAAAUUAGAAGGGUUUGAUGCGGCCAUGAAGAUUAAAGUUAUUAAGGAAGUUAGAGGUUUUACUGAUUUGGGUUUGAAGGAAGCUAAAGAUUUAGUGGAAAAGGCACCAACUUUAUUGAAAAAAGGAGUUACUAAGGAUGAAGCUGAUAAGAUUAUUGAGAAAAUGAAGGCGGUUGGGGCUAAAGUUGCAAUGGAAUAA